UAUUUCCAGAAUCAUCAUCGACAUGAUCUUCAUUAGCAUUAUCAUCAUCAUGCUGCCAUUAUUGAGGAAAUAAUGAUAUUUUGAAUCAGAUCACUAAGAAUAAUGAGAAAUCAGCAAUCAGUCUGAAUCAAUCCUAUAACUCAAUUAGCAGUUCAAUAAGCAAAGUUGACGGAAAAGGUGGGAAAACCCGGUUUGAGAAGUAUGCCAGCUCGCCCCUACUAAACAGGCUUAUGUUAGGGGGCACUCCGCGAAUAGAGACACCAGUUGAGAUAGACUUAGAGGACCCUGGUCAGUAUGGUUUACUAGAUGAUCCAGGUGUAAUCUCCUUUCCCUUCAGUGACUAUCCACCCUCUGUUUAUACAUCAGAGAAAACCCAAAUAGAACUACCAUUUGAUAUCAG
Messenger RNA from Eurytemora carolleeae, 400 nucleotides. RefSeq lists its product as uncharacterized. NCBI's taxonomy places the organism in Eukaryota, Metazoa, Arthropoda, Copepoda, Calanoida, Temoridae. The record is from RefSeq and is a predicted model, not a curated record.